Molecule: messenger RNA, 1766 nt
Organism: Parasteatoda tepidariorum (common house spider)
Lineage: Eukaryota; Metazoa; Arthropoda; Arachnida; Araneae; Theridiidae
Source: RefSeq, a predicted model, not a curated record
AAAACGAAAAAAACAAAGAUAACUAAAAGAGGGGAUCGUGUUAGGAAAUCUCAUCACCCAGGUGACGAAGGAGAUAAGAUAAUCUACUUUAGGUUUGAGGAUUAUUCAAAUAAUGAUUUUAAAAAUAUUUCCCUUCUGUUUUCAAAAGAAGAAACCGAGAUUAGUUCGAGAAAUUUCUAAAUGUUUAGCUAUGGCACGUGUAAUUGGUGGAAAUACUGGUUCCAAAUCUCUUCAACCUUCUUGUAAUGUGUUCCGAUUUAAAUGGAUUAUUCAAAACUAUUCCUUUUGUUUUAGGAACACUAACUCAGCUUUGAUCAGUCCCAGUUUUAAAAUUUCUGGGAUAAAUGGUAUGAAAUGGAACCUUAAGUUGUAUCCAAGGCAGGAAGAUGAAAGUGCAAAAUUUGUGGGACUUUAUUUACAAGAAGACAGGAAGGACGAAACAAUAAGAGAUAGGGCGGAUUUUUCGAAAUGGAAAAGAGAGUUUAAAUUUGACGUGAAACUAGAUCUUAUUGCUACAAGUGGUAUCUUAAUAAAAACACGUAAAUAUCGUGAUCUAGAAUUUAAAAACCAAUGGGUUUUUUUUGUAUGGGGAUCUUCUCAUUUUGCCAAAAUAGAAGACAUAGAAAAAGAUGCAAAGUCUAGUUCUGAAGAUGUUUUAACCAUUUGUUGUUACGUAAGUAGUAAAAAUUUUGUUACCCCAAUUUUGACCGGAUAUUUAUGCCGCACUACGAUAAGCGUUGACCGAUUAACUUCCAGAUUCAAUUUGCAAUUCACUCUCGGCAGGUUGAAUAUCACGAGGCAAAAAUUAAACUUUCCAAAAAUUGCAAAUUUUGAAAUGGUUAUUUAUGAAACUAAUGUACUGAUGAGUGAUGAAACUGAUCUACGAAUCGAUAUUUAUUACGAUAAAUCGAAGGUGGAAGAUUGCAAAGGAUAUAUCGUUGAUUGCAAGCUUACUAUGCAAGAUGGAACUUCUGUCAUAUGUUUUGAAAGAGCUAAGCAUUGCUUCGAUCAUUUCCCGAGUACAUGGUCAUUUCCAUCCGGAGUAUUUUCUUGCGAAUUGCAAAACUUCAGAGAUAAUUACGUUGAAGAUAAAAAGUUCGUUUUGUUCUGUGACGUCAUGUGUUCGACUAACAAAGAGACGCACUUUACUACAACUGAAUCAAUUUCAAAUGAUAUUAAUAAUUCUAUAGCAAAUGAUGCAAAUAAUCACCCUACCUUAAAAGGAGAGAUACUGAAGUCGGAAUGCAAAGUUGAAAACAAAAACUGCUAUGAUACAAAAUUAGUGGUUAAUAACCAAGUUGAUGAAGAUCAUAAAGCUCUAUCGUUUACUGAAUCACCAGUUUCUGAAGUAAAGUUUAAACAAAGAAUCCAGGAAGUUAUUGCGGGAAUAGGCAAUUGGAACUCAUUUUUGGAAAAUCUAUGUACUAAUGAAAUGAAAUCUAAUGAAAAAAAAAUUGAAUGCGAGCAAGUUAUAGCUCUUUUUACAGCAGCUGACAAGUGCUGUGAACUAUCAUUAUCUCUUAAGCAAAAGUGUCUUGCUUCUUUAAAGUCUGAAAUAUGUGAGGAAAAUGUCUGCGAGCUACUAAGUCUAGUUCAAGAAGAUACUGAACUAAAAUCAACCGCAAUGAAUUUUAUACUUGCUAAUUCGGAUAAAAUUUUGUCUUCGCCGCAAUGGCUAUUGUGGUUAAAAAACAAUAUGGAAUUAGCGUCCGAUGUUGUGUCAAAAAUAUCUGCAAACUUGCGUGCUUCGCAAAUCGCAGGACAGG